AUGCCUUCUGUACUGGGCAAAAGAACUCGCAGCGCCGCCGCUGCAGCAGGUACGAACCUGUCGCCAGCAGGACUGACGAGCAGGACUGAUACCUCGACCGCAGAGAACACGAGCAUUGCGACUCGCGCAAAGCGGAGAAUCACAGUUAAUGAGCCGAAUGACGAGAAUGAGAACCCGUUCAUCACCGCCCGCAAAGAUGCAGACGACAAGGACGAGCUGGACCUCGAGCCUCCGGCCAAGAAGACGCGUUCCUCGGGGAGGACAACAGCACCUGCUAAGCACGGCGCCGCGGAAUCUCGUGUGGACGUGUCGCCUGCCAAAGUAGCGUCCCACUUCAGAGUGUCCAAGAGUGCGAUUGGCGUGUAUCAAGAUGGAGGAAAGAAGGAUGGGAGUGCGGCGACGCCUCAGACGCCGAGACAUCGCGAUGCGUUGUCGAAGAAGGUGCCGAUCACUCCCAGACAUCGAGUGCUUGUUGCGGGCAGUCGUGCCACGCCGAAGACGCCAAAAACUCCUGCUACGCCGUCGAAUGCGGGGACUGCGGUUUACAAUCAGGCGAGGCAGUUGUUUUCGCGGUCUUCGAAUCCUGGAAGGCUGAUCGGACGGGAGAACGAACGAGCUGAGCUGUCGACGUUUAUCCAGAGUGCGAUCGAGUCGAAAUCGACAGGAUGUCUCUACGUGUCGGGACCGCCUGGGACGGGGAAGAGUGCGCUGUUGGAUGAGGUGAUCCAAGAACAUACACAAGACGGGAGUGUACCGAUAUCAGUGGUCAACUGCAUGAGCGUGCGGAAUCCGAAAGACCUGAGCCAGAAGCUGUCGGAAGACUUGGGGUUGAAGGAGGAUGCAAGGUUUGACUACCUGAAGUCAUGCUUCAUCCGCGGCAAGGCGAAGGACAGCCAGAAGUAUCUGGUGGUGUUGGAUGAGGUGGACCGACUCGUCGAUCUGGACCUCUCCCUCCUCUACAGCCUCUUCGAAUGGUCGAUGCAAAACACCUCCCGAUUGAUCUUGAUCGGCAUCGCCAACGCUCUCGACUUGACGGAUCGGUUCCUACCAAGACUCAAGUCCCGCAACUUGAAGCCUGAGCUUUUGCCAUUCAUGCCAUACAGCGCUGGGCAGAUCGCAGAGGUCGUCACCUCGAAGCUCAAGAGCCUUGCACCGGCAGACUCACAGAUCGUGCCCUUUCUGCACCCAGCAGCAAUCCAAUUCUGCGCCAAGAAAGUCGCUGCACAGACGGGCGACCUACGCAAGGCCUUCGACAUCUGCAAGCGAGCAGUCGAUCUGGUCGAGCGAGAGACACGGGAGAAAGAUGCGAAAGCAUCUCUGGAGAACAGUCCCUCGAAGACCCCUCUUAUGGAGAACAUUAACCUCUCCUCCCCUCCCACCGCAUGCCUCGACCACCGCCGACCAAUCUACACCCUCUCCACAGCCCCCAAAGCCACCAUCGCCCACAUGGCCAAAGUCACCGCGCAAGUGCUCAGCAACGGCGCCACCCAACGUCUCUCGGGCUUGAAUCUCCAGCAAAAAGCCGUCCUCUGCGCCCUCGCCGCCUUGGAGAAACGCAAACGCGACUCGGCCGUCGAACGGGCCAUGUUCGCCACUCCAUCGAAAUCCAAUAACACCACCGCCGCAUCCAUCAAACAGCUCUUCGAAACGUACAGCGCCCUCUGCAAACGCGAGAAUCUCUUCCACCCCCUCUCAAGCGUAGAGUUUCGAGACGUGGUCUCCGGGUUGGAGACGCUGAGUCUGGUUUCUGCUGUGGAUGGGAACGGGAAGAAUGGGAGUUUCGCAAUGCCUGGUACGCCUUCGAGUGGUCGGAAGGGGAAGGGUAGGUUUGGAGGUGUGGCGGUGGGAGAUGAGAGGCGGGUGGCGAGUAGUGUGGGCAUGAAGGAGCUGGGUGCGGUGUUGGAGGGGCCUGGGGGGGAGUUGUUGAGGGAGAUUUUGGAGGGGGAGGGGUUGUGA
Molecule: messenger RNA, 1956 nt
Organism: Zasmidium cellare ATCC 36951
Lineage: Eukaryota; Fungi; Ascomycota; Dothideomycetes; Mycosphaerellales; Mycosphaerellaceae
Exons: 1
Coding region: 1-1956 (651 amino acids)
Biological process (GO): mitotic DNA replication checkpoint signaling; cell division; DNA replication initiation
Cellular component (GO): nucleus
Molecular function (GO): DNA replication origin binding; ATP hydrolysis activity
Source: RefSeq, a predicted model, not a curated record